This is a messenger RNA of Pocillopora meandrina, 1014 nucleotides long. Lineage: Eukaryota; Metazoa; Cnidaria; Anthozoa; Scleractinia; Pocilloporidae. The record is from the annotation of a GenBank genome assembly.
AUGAAACGGGAACACGUGCUGAAUUGCAACUUUUCUGUUUGGUAUCCAAAAUUCAAAAACAUUACUAUUAGAAGCCGGGUGAUUCCUCUCUCGAAGGAGUUUGUGGAUUAUCUUAAAGCUGACAAUGUUGUUCUGCCCGGUGAACCAGUUGCCACCAGAAAUUCAGGCGAUGAAAUCGAGAGUGAUUCUGACGAAUGGCAAGCUUUGGACGAAGACCCCAGCGAACAAACGAUAAUUGCUCCCGAGUUCAAUGAAAUUGACACUGGAAUCAAAGAAGCUAUACUCGAUUUAAAUGGAAGUGCUUUCCCUAAAUUGAAUUGGAGAGCCCCACUGGACGCCUCUUGGAUCUCUUUUGACGGUUCACUCAAAUGUGAUUCCCCUAAUGACAUUUAUCUUCUGCUAAAGAGCUCUGACAACAUUUCUCAGGUAUUGUUUGAGACUUUCAAACACUGUGAAGAUGAAGAAGGGGAACUACAGGAUGGUUUUGAACUUGUACUUCGCAAAUGGAAAGAUAUAAAUCCAGGAAUGGAAUUUCGAUGUUUUGUGAAAAAUCACAAACUCAUUGCAAUCUCUCAGCGGGAUAUUGCUAGCUGCUAUGAGUUUCUUGCACAAAACGAAGAAGACAUUUGUAACGACAUCGCGAAGUUUUUCAACAAGAAAAUAGCUUACAAAUUUCCAGACAGUUCAUACACAUUUGAUGUUUACAGGUAUGCUUCUCAGAAGGUGUUACUGAUCGACUUCAACCCAUUUGGUGCUCAGACAGCCCCCUUGUUAUUUACAUGGGAAGAGCUCACAAACCUUCAUUUGACAAUCAGUGAUAAUGAUGAUGAGUUUAAAGGUGUGUUUAAGUAUGUGACAGGUUCAGCUGGGGUGCAGCCUAAUCCAGCACACCUUAGCAGAAUGCCAACUGACAUUGUGGACUUAGCAUGUGGUAAUGACAUCAACAAGUUAGUUGAUCUGUUGAAGGUGAAAGAUCUGAUUGGUCAACCUGGUGAAGAGUCUGAUGCAGAAUGA